AUGUCGAAAACUGAGUAUCGAAGUGUUAUAAAGUUUCUGUUUAAAGAAGGUUUAUCCCCUGCCCAAAUAAAAGAACGAUUGGAUGGCGUGUAUAAGGAGUCUGCCCCCUCCUAUAGCACAGUGAAAAAUUGGGUGAAAGAGUUUCGCCUCGGGAGAGAAACCGUCGAAGACUUUGGCCACGACGGUCGACCUGUGGAAGUGCUCACUCCUGAAACGAUUGCUCUUAUCGAAGAGGAGGUUCUGAGUGACCGCCGUUUGAAGAUUAGAGAAAUUGCAGCAAGGCUUGGGCUCUCUAAGAGUACCGUUCAUCGCGCGAUCCAUGAACAUCUUCACAUGAAAAAAGUGAGUGCAAGAUGGGUACCGAAACUUCUUUCAGCGGUACAGAGACAGGAAAGAGUGCGCUGCGCUUCGGAGUUUUUGGAUCUUUGUGGCGAAAAUCCAAAGACUGUGAUCGAGCGGCUAGUGACUGGUGAUGAAACUAUGAUCUUGUAUUAUGAUCCACAAAGCAAGCGCGAGUCAAUGGAAUGGCGUUAUAAGGGUGAAAAGCCCCCUAGAAAGGCAAAGGUGCAACAAUCGACUAAAAAACUGAUGUGCACAAUAUUUUGGGAUUUUCAAGGCAUUUUGAUGGUGGAUUUUAAAGAACGUAAUACAGUCGUGAACGGCGAAUAUUAUGCUUCUUUAAUAUAUAAAUUACGAGACAAGAUAAAGGAAAAACGAAGAGGCAAGCUGUCUAAAGGUGUCCUGUUGCUCCAUGACAACGCCCCUGUUCAUACCGCUGGUGUUUCGAAGGAUGCAGUUCGUCAAUGCGGGUUCACAGAAGUUCAACAUCCACCUUACAGUCCAGACAUGGCCCCGUCCGACUAUUAUUUAUUUCCAAAUUUAAAGCGGGACUUAAGAGGAAGAAAAUUUUCAAGCGAUGAAGAGUUGCAGGCGGCCGUCUUCAGUCAUUUUGAGGAUAAAAAAUGUGAUUAUUUUUAUAAAGGUUUAGAGAUGUUGAUUCACAGAUGUCAGAAGUGUGUUAGUAUUCAUGGUGAUUAUAUUGAAAAAUAA
Molecule: messenger RNA, 1050 nt
Organism: Parnassius mnemosyne (clouded apollo)
Lineage: Eukaryota; Metazoa; Arthropoda; Insecta; Lepidoptera; Papilionidae
Source: the annotation of a GenBank genome assembly